UGGUGUCGGGAAGGGGGGGGGAACCUGGGCAGCGGCCGAGCUCUGUGGCUUCAGGGCUUGGAAGGAGAGAGGGAGGGUGGCGAAGAGAGUGAGUCGGUGCCGCCGCCCGCUUGAGGAGAGAGGAGGGGUCCCGUUUGCCUAGCGCCCUUCGUGGGCCGAGAGCGCGGAGCAGUCGCGAACCUCCCAGGCCUCUCGGCCCCUGGGGACCCCGCCCCGCCGCCCGCCGGCCCGCGGCCUCUCUUCUCUUUGUGAGCGCCCCCUUUCCAGGGGUGGUGGUGGUGGCGGAGGGGUGCGCGUGGGCCCGCCCGCCAAGGGGCCGCGGCGGGGGACCGACAGGGCCUCGGCUGUGGGGACCGGAGGCGGCCGAGGCCCGGGCCGGUUCCCCCGAGGCGGCGGCGGCGGCGACUCCCGGCACUUCCCCCGCGCCAUCUUAACUGAGCCCGAGCGUUAAGGGCGCCUCCUCGACCCCGGUCGUCCCCUCGUCCCCCCCUCCCUCCCCCCGGCCCCUUGUCGCAGAGCUUGGGCUGGGUGGCUGGGGGGGGGCGGCGGUCUGUCGCUGGGCCCCCUCCUCCUCCUCGCUCUCCAGCGCUGAGGCCAACGGAGCGCUCCAGGGGUCUGCGCCCGUCUGCCCCCGACCUGCCGGCGAAGGGUCCAGGCUGGUUUAACUGUGUAGCUGAGGAUAACUUCAAACUCCUGAACUCCUGAUAACUCUGUCUCCAGCCUCCAAGUCUAGAAUUACAGGUUUCUGAACUUGUUCAUGGCUGGAUUUUUAAAAAAUAUAUUCAAGAUUUCCUGUUAUGAAAUGGUGGUGGUCACAACCUCCUGGGCCCAAGUGAUCCUUAUGCUUCAGUUUUCAAGUAACUACAACUUACAGUUUAUGCCAGUGUGGCUUCAUUCAUACAGAUGAACCAAGCUUUGGGAUAGCAGUAUAAAAUUAGAAUCAGACAGCUGACUGCUCAGCAGGAUGCCAUCAACUAACAGAGCAGGCAGUCUAAAGGACCCUGAAAUCGCAGAGCUCUUCUUCAAAGAAGAUCCGGAAAAACUCUUCACAGAUCUCAGAGAAAUCGGCCAUGGGAGCUUUGGAGCAGUUUAUUUUGCACGAGAUGUGCGUACUAAUGAAGUGGUGGCCAUCAAGAAAAUGUCUUAUAGUGGAAAGCAGUCUACUGAGAAAUGGCAGGAUAUUAUUAAGGAAGUCAAGUUUCUACAAAGAAUAAAACAUCCCAACAGUAUAGAAUACAAAGGCUGCUAUUUACGUGAACACACAGCAUGGCUUGUAAUGGAAUAUUGUUUAGGAUCUGCUUCGGAUUUACUAGAAGUUCAUAAAAAGCCAUUACAAGAAGUGGAAAUAGCAGCAAUUACACAUGGUGCUCUCCAGGGAUUAGCUUAUUUACAUUCUCAUACCAUGAUCCAUAGAGAUAUCAAAGCAGGAAAUAUCCUUCUGACAGAACCAGGCCAAGUGAAACUUGCUGACUUUGGAUCUGCUUCCAUGGCCUCCCCUGCCAAUUCUUUUGUGGGAACACCAUAUUGGAUGGCCCCAGAAGUAAUUUUAGCCAUGGAUGAAGGACAAUAUGAUGGCAAAGUUGAUGUAUGGUCUCUUGGAAUAACAUGUAUUGAAUUAGCCGAGAGGAAGCCUCCUUUAUUUAAUAUGAAUGCAAUGAGUGCCUUAUAUCAUAUAGCCCAAAAUGAAUCCCCUACACUACAGUCUAAUGAAUGGUCUGAUUAUUUUCGAAACUUUGUAGAUUCUUGCCUCCAGAAAAUCCCUCAAGAUCGCCCUACAUCAGAGGAACUUUUAAAGCACAUGUUUGUUCUUCGAGAGCGCCCUGAAACAGUGUUAAUAGAUCUUAUUCAAAGGACAAAGGAUGCAGUAAGAGAGCUGGACAAUCUACAAUAUCGAAAGAUGAAGAAACUCCUUUUCCAGGAGGCACAUAACGGACCAGCAGUAGAAGCACAGGAAGAAGAGGAGGAGCAAGAUCAUGGUGGUGGCCGGACAGGAACAGUAAAUAGUGUUGGAAGCAAUCAGUCUAUCCCCAGUAUGUCUAUCAGUGCCAGUAGCCAAAGCAGCAGUGUUAAUAGUCUUCCAGAUGCAUCGGAUGACAAGAGUGAGCUAGACAUGAUGGAGGGAGACCAUACAGUGAUGUCUAACAGUUCUGUCAUCCACUUAAAACCUGAGGAGGAAAAUUACCAAGAAGAAGGAGAUCCUAGAACAAGAGCAUCAGAUCCACAGUCUCCACCUCAAGUGUCUCGUCACAAAUCACAUUAUCGUAAUAGAGAACACUUUGCAACUAUACGAACAGCAUCACUGGUUACAAGACAGAUGCAAGAACAUGAGCAGGACUCUGAACUUAGAGAACAGAUGUCUGGUUAUAAGCGGAUGAGGCGACAGCAUCAGAAGCAGCUGAUGACUCUGGAAAAUAAACUGAAGGCAGAAAUGGAUGAACAUCGGCUCAGAUUAGACAAAGAUCUUGAAACUCAGCGCAACAAUUUCGCUGCAGAAAUGGAGAAACUUAUUAAGAAACACCAAGCUUCUAUGGAAAAAGAGGCUAAAGUGAUGGCCAACGAGGAGAAAAAAUUCCAGCAACACAUUCAGGCUCAACAGAAGAAAGAACUGAAUAGCUUUUUGGAGUCUCAAAAAAGAGAAUAUAAACUUCGAAAAGAGCAGCUUAAGGAGGAGCUGAAUGAAAACCAGAGCACACCUAAAAAAGAAAAGCAGGAAUGGCUUUCAAAGCAGAAGGAGAAUAUUCAACAUUUUCAGGCAGAAGAAGAAGCUAAUCUUCUUCGACGUCAAAGGCAGUAUCUAGAGCUAGAAUGUCGUCGCUUCAAAAGAAGAAUGUUACUUGGUCGGCAUAACUUGGAACAGGACCUUGUCAGGGAGGAGUUAAACAAAAGGCAGACUCAGAAGGACUUAGAACAUGCAAUGUUACUGCGACAGCAUGAAUCCAUGCAAGAACUGGAGUUUCGCCACCUCAACACUAUUCAGAAGAUGCGCUGUGAGUUGAUCAGACUGCAACAUCAAACUGAGCUUACUAACCAGCUGGAAUACAAUAAGAGAAGGGAACGGGAACUAAGACGGAAACACGUCAUGGAAGUUCGACAGCAGCCUAAGAGUUUGAAGUCUAAAGAACUCCAAAUAAAAAAGCAGUUUCAGGAUACCUGCAAAAUUCAAACCAGACAGUACAAAGCAUUAAGGAAUCACCUACUGGAGACUACACCAAAGAGUGAGCACAAAGCUGUUCUGAAAAGACUCAAGGAGGAACAAACUCGGAAGUUAGCCAUCUUGGCUGAGCAGUAUGAUCAUAGCAUUAAUGAAAUGCUCUCCACACAAGCUCUGCGUUUGGAUGAAGCACAGGAAGCAGAAUGCCAGGUUUUGAAGAUGCAGCUACAGCAGGAACUGGAGCUGUUGAAUGCAUAUCAGAGCAAAAUCAAGAUGCAGGCUGAGGCCCAACAUGAUCGAGAGCUUCGAGAGCUGGAACAAAGGGUCUCCCUUCGAAGAGCACUCUUAGAACAAAAGAUUGAAGAAGAGAUGUUGGCUUUGCAGAAUGAACGCACAGAACGAAUACGUAGCCUGCUCGAGCGCCAAGCCAGAGAAAUUGAAGCUUUUGACUCUGAAAGCAUGAGAUUAGGUUUUAGUAACAUGGUCCUUUCUAAUCUCUCCCCUGAGGCAUUCAGCCACAGCUACCCAGGAGCUUCUAGCUGGUCUCACAAUCCUACUGGGGGUCCAGGACCUCACUGGGGUCAUCCCAUGGGUGGCACACCACAAGCUUGGGGUCAUCCGAUGCAAGGCGGACCCCAACCAUGGGGUCACCCCUCAGGGCCAAUGCAAGGGGUACCUCGAGGUAGCAGUAUGGGAGUCCGCAAUAGCCCCCAGGCUCUGAGGCGGACAGCUUCUGGGGGACGGACGGAACAGGGCAUGAGCAGAAGCACGAGUGUCACUUCACAAAUAUCCAAUGGGUCACACAUGUCUUACACAUAAUAAUUGAAAGUGGCAAUUCCGCUGGAGCUGUCUGCCAAAAGAAACUGCCUACAGACAUCAUCACAGCAGCCUCCUCACUUGGGUACUACCGUGUGGAAGCUGUGCAUAUGGUAUAUUUUAUUCGUCUUUGUAAAGCGUUAUGUUUUGUGUUUACUAAUUGGGAUGUCAUAGUAUUUGGCUGCCGGGGGUUUUUGUGGUUGGCUUUUUGUUUCUUUGUUUUUAACUUUUGGAAAAAUUUUAAAGUGGGAAAUAGAUAACUAUUUCAUGUAUGUGGCAAAAAAAUUGGCUUUAUAGAAGGGGUAUUAUCUGAACAAUAUAAAAAUAAAAUGAAGCAAACUAAUCUGGAUCAUCACUUUAGGGUAUCCACAGCCUAAGAAAUUUGUUGGAAGAUGUAAAGCCUUCCUUCAUAUUCCAAAUUCUGUGAGUCACUGACAGCAGGCAGUAUCCAUGCUGAAACACAUUCUUACUGAAAUAUACCUCCACUCCUCACCAGUGUGCUUUUCUUUAUCUAUGGAUUGAUCUGAUUUCUCAACCUCAUUUGGACUAAAAAACAGAAGGCCAUGAACAUUAAACGAUUGCAUUUACCUUUUCAGUGGUAGAAAAUCACUUAGUUCUUUGCUAAGUGCUUCAGAAACUUGUCAGAUUUCGUAGGUCAUAUAAGAUGGAGUUGCUUACAGAGAUAUAAGCUGUGUGGCUAUUGCACUAACAACCUGUGAGCUUGCAGAGGAGAAACUAGAGGGCCAGAUGGGCCCCUGAGAGUUCCUGUGGUAGAUAGGAAUGUUCAGCAGGGAGAAGGAGGUAAACCCUGUAUUGCCUGACAUUGUGUUUUUGUGCAACAUCUCAUCUGACCCAGUCUAUAAGACCCCAAACAGUACCUUUGCUCUGUAUAAAACCAAGACAUAGCCAACACAAAGCCAAUGCCAGAGGCAUUGAAUGAUGCCAUAUUGUGAACCGCCAUCUAUUAGAAUAUUCAUCACACUACAUAGACAUGAUUUUAUUAUUCCCUUUUUAGCUUUGGGAUUCCAUGUUUACAAGUAGCAGUAGUUGAUUAUUUAAAUAGUUGCCACCAGGAGUCACUGAGCCAAUGACUACCAGCUGCUGACUAAUCUUCACACUGUAGUUGCUUCAUUUGCAGGUCUUCUGUGCUUAAUUGCUGUUUUUGUUGCCGUAGUACCUUACAAAUUCUUAAUUCAUUGAGAGUUAGUGACCAUCUGGGUCCAUGUUAAUAUCACAUAAUAGCAAAUUCCCUUUCAGAAGUUUCUAGCUUUAGUGCUAAAAUACUACUGAGAAAGAAACUAGGUAGUUUGAGUGAAAGAAAACAACAAAAAUUGAAAAUAUUAUGCAGUGGUCAGGUACCACUAAUAUUUGGGGAGUGUGUUUUGUCUGUUCUUCAAUGAAGGAUCAACCCAGUGUUCUGCAUCAGUGUUAGUUAAUGUCCCAUGGCUUGUGUGGAGCUUGAGUUGGUGGUAGACCGGGGCCAGUGCCCUCUUAGAGACCAGAGUUUUUUGUUUUUGUUUUAGUAAGUUAUUGUCCUGCUCCCUUUCCAGUUGUCUUGAAGAGCUCUUGCUACUAACUCUGGGUCCUGCUUUUCAUUUAGGUAGACAGUAAGCAUUCUCUUAAUCAUAAUUAGAACAAACUAGUGACCAAAUUGUUAUCUACUUUGGAAGUUCUUGGUUUUCUUAACCACAUUUUAUGUCUUGUCCAGGUAUGUCAGUCCAGUCUCCAUGACUUACCCCCUUCAAAAGUUUCUGACAUUGGUUUGAGGAUUUCUAACACUAAAUAAAAGAAAAAUUAGAUCAGGAUGUGGUAGCAAAUGCCUAUAAUCCCAGCAUUUGGGAGGCAGGGGUAGGAAGGAAUCUCAGGUUCAAGGCUACCUUCAGGUGUCUCCAAAAAAAAAAA
Rattus rattus (black rat) is the source of this 5869-nucleotide messenger RNA. RefSeq names its product TAO kinase 1 (gene Taok1). The record is from RefSeq and is a predicted model, not a curated record. Lineage: Eukaryota; Metazoa; Chordata; Mammalia; Rodentia; Muridae. The coding region runs from base 965 to 3970 and encodes 1001 amino acids. The transcript is spliced from 23 exons. Gene Ontology annotation, biological process: execution phase of apoptosis; protein phosphorylation. Gene Ontology annotation, molecular function: ATP binding; protein kinase activity.